This is a messenger RNA of Physella acuta, 813 nucleotides long. Its product is annotated as circumsporozoite protein-like. Gene Ontology annotation, biological process: hair follicle development. NCBI's taxonomy places the organism in Eukaryota, Metazoa, Mollusca, Gastropoda, Physidae. The record is from RefSeq and is a predicted model, not a curated record.
AUGGUGUCACCAGGUGGGGUAGCUGUGGGUGUCACUAGUGGUAUAGCUGAUGGUGUCACCAGUGGGGUAGCUGAUGGUGUCAUUAGUGGGUUAGCUGAUGGUGUCACUAGUGGGGUAGCUGAUGGUGCCACUAGUGUGGUAGCUGAUGGUGUCAUUAGUGGGGUAGCUGAGGGUGUCACAAGUGGGGUGCCUGAUGGUGUCACUGGUGGGGUAGCUGAUGGUGUCAUUAGUGGGGUAGCUGAUGGUGUCAAUGGUGGGUUAGCUGAUGGAGUCACUAGUGGGGUAGCUGAUGGUGUCACUGGUGGAGUAGCUGAUGGUGUCACCAGUGGGGUAGCUGAUGGUGUCACUAGUGGUGGGGUAGCUGAUGGUGUCACUAGUGGGGUAGCUGAUGGUGCCACUAGUGUGGUAGCUGAUGGUGUCAUUAGUGGGGUAGCUGAGGGUGUCACAAGUGGGGUGCCUGAUGGUGUCACUGGUGGGGUAGCUGAUGGUGUCACUAGUGGGGUAGCUGAUGGUGUCACUAGUGGGGUAGCUGAUGGUGCCACUAGUGUGGUAGCUGAUGGUGUCAUUAGUGGGGUAGCUGAGGGUGUCACAAGUGGGGUGCCUGAUGGUGUCACUGGUGGGGUAGCUGAUGGUGUCAUUAGUGGGGUAGCUGAUGGUGUCAAUGGUGGGUUAGCUGAUGGAGUCACUAGUGGGGUAGCUGAUGGUGUCACUGGUGGAGUAGCUGAUGGUGUCACCAGUGGGGUAGCUGAUGGUGUCACUAGUGGGUUAGCUGAUGGUGUCACUGGUGGGGUAGCUGAUAGUGUCACUGGUUGA